Messenger RNA from Chlorella variabilis, 3948 nucleotides. RefSeq lists its product as hypothetical. The coding region runs from base 1 to 3948 and encodes 1315 amino acids. NCBI's taxonomy places the organism in Eukaryota, Viridiplantae, Chlorophyta, Trebouxiophyceae, Chlorellales, Chlorellaceae. The record is from RefSeq and is a predicted model, not a curated record. The transcript has 11 exons.
AUGAAGUCUGGAGGAGGGAACGACCGGCUGGAGGCUGGCCGACGCAAGCUGGAGGAGUUCCAGCGGCGGAAGCAGCAAGCACUAGCUGCCAAGAAAGGGCCAGCCUCGGCCGCCGCAUCACCGGAGAAGCCGGCAGGCCAGCUGCCCGCUGCCGCGACCACACACCAUGGCAGCUCCUUGGGAGACCUUCCACCCGGCCCGCCGCUGCGGCAGGAGGCCAGCCACGCCGCACGCACGGCGCCAGCUGCGCUGGCAGGAGCGCCUGGCGUUACUGCAGCACCCGCAGCCGCUCCAGCGGCGGCUUCAGCCUCAGCAGCAGAGGCCGAGUCUCUGCAUCAGCAGGUCGGCGAGCUGCUGGGCUCUGUGGAUCAGCUGCACCGGGCGCUGCAGGAUGAACGGGCCAACAGCACUCAGCUGGAGCAGCAGGUGCAGGAGCAGCAGGGGCGGCUGCGGGAGCUGCACGACGCCAACCAGCAGCUGCAGGAGGCCGCCACCGCCGCGGCCCCACACGCGUCUGCGUCUGCUGAGCACCAGCAGCAGCUUCAGCUGGAGCUGGCUGAGGCUCGGGCGCAGGCGCAGCGCUAUGCCCAGGCCGCAGAGAACUUAUCCGCAGAGCUGGGCACGGCGCGGCAGGAGCAGGAGGCUGCGGCGGCCGAGCUGGCGGCGGCGCAGGCCUCGCACCGUGCCGAGCUGGCCGCCGCGCACGGGGCGGCAGAGUCUGAGCUUGCCGGCGCGCGCGAGGCGCAUGCUGCUGAGCUGGCGGCCGCCCAGGAGGGCAACUUCAGCCUGAUUGCCAGCUACAAGCAGCAGCUGGAUGAGGCGCAGGAGCGGGCGGAGGCGCAGGCGCGCCAGCUGGAGGCGCAGGCUCGCCAGCUGGGCGACGCCGUGGCGGGCAGCGGGCGCUCCGAGGAGCAGCUGGUGGCGCUCAGCACGCAGCUGGCGCAGCAGCAGCAGGAGGCGCUCGAGAUGCAGGCGUGUGCUGGGGGGUGCUGCUCGUGUGUGUUUGCGGAGCUGGAGCGGCAGCGGGAACUGAAUGCCCGCAUGAAGCACGAGCUCGCGGAGCAGGCGGUGGCCGCCGAGGAGGCGGUGCAGGCGGAGGAGGCUGAGCACUCCCAGCUGGCGCUGGCGCAGUCGCGCCUGGCGGAGCUGGAGGAGCGCGCGGGGCUGGCGGAGCAGCUGGCGGAGCUGGCAGAGCAGCGCGCGGACGACACCGAUCGCAAGCUGGCGGCGGCGGCGCAGGAGGCCGCGGCCAGGGAGGCCGAGCUGCAGGAUGAGGUGCAGCGGCUGGGCGAGGCGCUGGCUGUGGUGCAGGCGGAGCUGCGUGCCAAGGGGGAGGCAGAGCAGGGCGUGCUGGCUGAGCUUGCUGAGCUGGCAGCGCUGCGCGAGGCAUACGCGGCGGCGCAGUCGCAGCUGGAGUCUGCCGCUGGCGGGCAGGCCGCCACCGCGGCGCUGCUGGAGGAGCAGCAGGGCCUGCUGGUGCAGCUGCAGCAGCAGCUGGCGGCUGCUCAGGCCGCCAAGGCCGAGCUGGCCCGCGAGGCGGCUGCGCUUCGGGAGCAGCAGGAGCAGGAGGGCGGCACCGCCGCGGAGCUGCAGCAGCAGCUGGUGGCUGCACUGGAGCAGGCGCAAGCAGGGCAGCAGCGCUGCGAGCAGCUGGAGGGUGAGCUCGGUGCCUUGGCUGGGGCCGAGGCGACGGUGCGUCAGCAGCUGGAGAAGGCACAGGAGCAGGCGGCGGGCGCCGGGGCCGCCGCUGCCGCCGCGAACGAGCAGCUGGCGGCGACUGUGGGGGAGCUUGAGGCCCUGCAGGCCGAGCUGGAGAGCAGCCGCGAGGAGGCGGCUGCGCUGCAGGAGCAGGUGGAGGCUGCAGCCCAAGAGGGCGGUGCUGCAGCUGCGCUCGCUGAGCAAGUGGAGGCGCUGCAAGCGGAGCUGGCUGGCAGCCGCGAGGAAGCUGCCUUGCUGCGGCAGCAGGCGGAGGAGGCGGCUGCGCUUGGGCAGCAGCUGGAGCAGAUGGCUGAGCAGAAGGAUGCGACCAUCUCUGCCGGCGAGGAGCAGCUGGCGGUGCUGCGGGCGCAGGUGGAGGGCCUGCAGGCUGAGCUGGCGAGCAGCCGCGAGGAAGCUGCCAGCCUGGCGCAGCAGGUGGGGGAGGCGGCGACGCAGGAGGGUGGUGUGGCAGCUGCGCUGCAGGAGCAGCUGGCAGGUGUGCAGCGAGAGCUGGAGGCGGCGCAGCAGCGGGGCGAGGAGCUGGAGAGUGAACUGACCGCCAGGGCCGACGGCGAGGCGGCGCUGCGCCAGCAGCUGGAGGCGGCCGAGGAGCAGCGGGCGGCGGGGCUGCACCGGGCUGAGGAGCUGCAGGAAGAGCUGGCCUCCCUGCAGCAGCAGUAUGCGGAGCAGCACGCCGCGGCCGAGGCGGCGGCCGCGCAGCUGGAGCAGGCGGCGGCGGCGGCGGCCGAGGCGCAGCAGGCGCUGGCGGGGCGGGAGGCGGAAGUGGCGGCGCUGGCUGGGCAGCUGGAGGAGCUCCGUGCCGGCAGCCAGGGCGCCGCGGAGGCUGCAGCGCUGGCAGAGGCGCUGCGGGGCCAGGCGGCGGAGCUGGCCCAGCAGGCUGCCGACCUUGGGGAGCAGCUGGGGCAGCAGGCAGAGGCGCUGGCGGCUGCGGAGCGGGAGAAGGCGCACUACGCCUCGGAGCUGGAGACGCUGAUUGAGCAGACAGAGGUCAUGAUUGGGGAGCGGGCGCAGCUGGAGCAGCAGCAGCAGGAGGCGGCUGGGCAGCUGGAAGCUGCCGCAGCCCAUCUGGAUGUGGCGUGGUCGCAGCUGCCCAUUGCCCCAACCCCCCCGCUGCCAGAGCAGUCCGACCUGUUUGCCCAGCCCUUCUGGGAGCGGGUGGCGAUCCUGGAGGCUCAGGCGGCGGCUGGCGGCGACGCGGCGGCGGCGCAGCUGGCUGCGCUGCAGGCUGACAUGGCAGAAGUGCUGACUCAACGGGAGCAUGUGCUGCUGGAGCGGGAUGCAGCCAAGCAGCAGGCUGCCGACCUGCAGCAGCAGCUGGCGGCGGCGCAGGCGGCGGCCGCCGCGGCCGGCGGCGGCGCUGCCGAGCUGCAGCAGCAGCUGCAGGAGGCGGCGGCGGCUGCGGAGGAGGCGGCGGGCCGAGCGAUGCAGGCGGAGGAGUGGGGCCGGAAGCAGGCGGAGGCGGCGGCGGCUGCCGCGGCCCGCCUGGCUGAGCUGGAGGCUGCUGCUGCUGCCGUGGAGCAGCAGACGGCUCUCGCGGAGGCGCUUCAGGAGCAGAACGAGGCGUUGGCGGGCCGCGUGCGGGAGCUGGAAAGCGCGGCAGCAACGGCGGCGGCGGCGGCAGCGUCUUCCGCCGGCGGCGGCGGCGGCGGCCAGCAGGAGGCUGAGCUGGCGGAUCUUCAGCGCGAGAAUGCCGCGCUGCAGGCGGCGGUGGCAGAGUACAGCACCCAGGUGCAGCAGUGGUCGCAGCGUGUCCAGCAGCUGGAGGCGGCGGCGGCGGCGGGGCCGUCGUCGGCGGGGGACGCCAUCACGCGCCUGUCUGCGCUGCAGCAGCAGGCCUCGGAGGCGGAGGUGCAGGCCACAGCCCUGCAGGCCGAGAACCGCGCGCUGAGGGCCCAGCUGGAGGCGGAGCAGCAGCGCGCCAGCGAGGUGGAGACCUACUACCGGAACCGGCCUGGCAGCCAGUCUGGCCCCGGCGGCGCCUCCAAGAAGAACGAGGACGACUUCGACCUGGAGGCGGCGGCGCUCACGGGCGGCGGCACCCUGUUCAAGCCGCUGGCCGGCCUCGUUCGCUCGCUGCCGCCGCCGCUGAGCAACCCGCGCGUCCAGCCGGCGCUGGUCAGGGCGGCGCUGCAGCUGGACAGGGCGGCCAUCGCGGUGGACUCGCGGCCCCAGCUGCGCGCCGCGCUCGCCCUCUACUUCCUGCUGCUCCACAUCGUGGCGCUGCUGUGA